CCGAUUGCCUGUACGGGCAAACUUAAAUAAUAGAGCGAAUGUUGAAGUGCCUUGAGUAGGCUCCCUUACUGCCCCGGCGUGACCUCUGCCUCACACAGGCUCCAGCAACAGCAGCUUCCACUUGAGUUGUGGGAAAAGACUUCGGAAACCUUUCAGGAUAUGUCAGAGCAAUUAGUGCAGACGCAUCUGUGAUGCAUGACACCGUGCAGGGCAGACCACGAGUGAGAAACUGUCCACUGUCCAUUAUAUAAUGAAUGUGACAUAUUUUCAUAAAGCUAGUAUUCAUAUCAGAUUUGCACCCUGACAGCAAAAGCAACUAGCAUGUGAUUGAUAAUCCAGUACUAAGUGACAAGUGGAGAUACCUGUGAACAGAAUGGCAUCCUUCAAUAUCCCUCACAAUCUUGCUUCAGCUAUGGAGGCACUGAAGAAAUUUUCCAGGAUGGCCUACUCAGUAGAACAUAUAGAAAAGUUCCAGAGUGCUGUCAAAAUCGUCUAUGGGGCAGAAUAUAUUAUUGAGACAGAUUUUCUUGGUCGAAUGAUAUUUUGUUGCAAAAUAUGUCAUAAACCAAUGAACAAUGAAGUUACUUUAGCUGAACACAAUCGAUCAGAUUUUCAUCACAAGAAUCUUGACAAGAAAAUGCGAGACAAGGGAUUCGAAGGCAGAGCCUGCUUAAAUUUUCCUUCAACCUCUCUGCAGUUCAAACUUGCUAAUAGUAUACUGAAACCCCUGGGCCUGCAGAUGAUAGAGGAGUACACCCAGGAUUUUGGACCUUCUUACUACAAAUGCAUUUUGUGUGCUGCGCAUGGGAAAAUUGAUCCAAUGUACCAUCAUGUGGUAGGGAAAAAGCAUACAGAGAAGUAUAUUCGUUGGAGAUGUUUCCUGAAGGAUUCCAUUCUGACCUCUGCAGAAAGGGAGGAGAUCCGACAAAGAUUGAUUUUUGAGGAGGGAGUAGACUGCACACAGAUCAGAGUUAUCAGAGGCAAAACAUAUUUUCCCCAUAAGUGGAUGGCAGAAGGCAGGCCAACACCAAGACUCAAAGCUGAAUAUUUCCCAGAAUCUCCGGGUGGAAAGGGUGAGAAUUCCCAAGGAUUGAAGGCAUUCCCCAAGACAGGCAGAAAGGCAAGCAAUUCAUCGGGGAUAAAAACAGAAACUCUGAAUCCUUCAAAGUCUGUGUGCUCAGGAUCCUCAAGCACAUCAGCCUCCAGUAACAGAUAUCCACCCUUAUGCAAGGAUGAGAAGGACCAGAUAAUGCCAGGAGGGAAGGAAGAGGAUAGUUGUCCAAACUUGGACAUAAGAAAUGCAAGCUUACAGAAAUAUGAUCUGGAGGAGUUGAUGUCAUACUUGGUGUUCAUCAUUGAAACUCAUUCCAUGCCUGAAGCUGAUUUGAGAACUCCAGAAGAUGUUAGAAUGGCUGUUCAAUUGAUUUUCAAAAUUUCUGUUGCACUACACAGUAUCCCUCACACUUGCUUGGCAAACGGGUCAUGCACGACUCCAAGAGAGGAAUGGAUCUUGAAAGCACAGAAAGAUAAACUUGAAAAAAUAAUGGGAAAAAUCAGAUUCUUCGUGGAGCCAACCUUGAAAGAACUCUCAAAGGAAAUGGAAACCUGACUUCCAGGACAGAAAGGCUUCAUUUUGGAUGACAUAAGCCAAAUCAUCGGUGUAAGAAAAAUCUUGAAUAUCAUGUGUUCAUGUUUAAUCUUGAAAGAAUAGAAAAAAAGUCUUGUGAACUGCAGUAGACUUUGAAGAAGAAUAAAUACAAUUCUUCAAAUGGCAUUUACCAUAUUACUAAGAAAGGAAAAGAAGUAUUAGCUUUUUAGUAUUAUUUUUUUACGUGUAUUGUUGCUCAAUUGCAUUAUAGGUAAGUAAUGCACUUAAUGUCUCAGAUGAAUACAGGAAUAAUGUAAGCUAGAAAUUACUAGAGUGAAAAAUCACUCAAAGUUGUAUAUUUUAGGACACAAUGUUAUUUACAUUUUACUACUAUAUAUAAUUAUUUUUUAAUUAAUUUAUCAGUAGGAACUUGUGACAUAAGUGAUCAGAAUAAUUCUUCUCUCUGAAUAUCACUGAUUACUUCACAGUUUACAGUUGUUACCCCAGGUUUUCUGUCACAAUCGUGUGUGGCUCAUUAUAUUCCUGAAAACCUCUAGUUCAUAACCUUUGAUAGGAAAAGAAGAGUUAGGUUGAACUUGGCUCUGGAUACACAUAAGUACCUGUUUACUUAAGGCUUAACUUAGAUCUGUAUUUAUUUAGGUUCUCCUAAGGUUAGAUUCAUCAUGGUCAAGUUACACACACUUCAAAGCAAGACAAAUCACCUUAAGUAAAAAUACUUUUUAUAUAUCAAAAGGAAACGAAGAAACAUCUUGUACAUUUAACCCCUUCAUUAUCAAAAUGCACUAUAUAUGUGUAUACUUUUGUUCUUAACAGAAUAAUGCACCAUUAGAUUUAUUAAAAAUAAUUCUGAACAC
Messenger RNA from Penaeus indicus, 2463 nucleotides. RefSeq lists its product as uncharacterized. Bases 374 to 1609 code for a protein of 411 amino acids. NCBI's taxonomy places the organism in Eukaryota, Metazoa, Arthropoda, Malacostraca, Decapoda, Penaeidae. The transcript has 13 exons. The record is from RefSeq and is a predicted model, not a curated record.